AUGACUCUUUAGCUGAGCCACUCCACAAUGAGAAAGCCCCGUCAGUUCCCAGAAUAGAAAUCCCAUUCGGGUGCAGGACUUGAACGGGGCUGUUUGUCUGUGCAGCAGGGACCGGCGGUGCAGUCUGCUCAUGGGGCUUUUCAUUUAUGCCUACAACACAAAACACUUUUAUUAGCCUGCCCCCGCGUGAGUCGUCGCCCUCCUCCGCGUGCUCUCACUUCAUUCUCACCUGUUGACGCCGGUAGCAGCUCACACUGCUCUGUCAUUAUUUCCUGGGAGGGAUUGUAACUAGGUGAAGAUUUUAAAAAGAGCAUAAAAGUGCAGGUAACGUGGCUGUCAGCCUGAGUCGGUGAGCUACAAUAACCCUAACGCGAGCCUGACUUGCGAGUCGGAAAGUGAAAGCGCUUAAAAAGUUUGCUGAACUGACGUUUAGUUACUUUUUCCGAGUCUCAUCUUUUUAUUUCCCUCCGGCUUUGUUAUGAUUUGGAGGAUCGACAGCUCGUGGUGUUAAACUAGAACACGUUUCUCAGGCUUCCACUACGCCUGCACCCUAAUAAGGUCUGGAUCCAAGGAGAGAGGGAGGGCACAGAGGGCGAGGGGAGAUGGUGGGAAAAGAAAUGCCCCAACAUAACAUGGAGAGCACCAGGAGCCCGUGGCAGCAGGGCCUGCGGCCACCGUGGAUCACCAGAGUGGCUGAGGGUCACAGCCCCGCCUCCUCGGGAGCGGAGUCCGAUACAGAGAGCAGCAGCACGGAGAGUGAGAGGUCUUGCAUAAAAAAACUGGAGCUGGCCUCCGUGAGGGUCCUGCCGUCUACCUCGAUGCUCCAACAGCGAAUCACAGAGAUCGACCAACAGAAGGAGGAACUAAAGAUUGAACUGCAGCUGGAGAUCGCCCUGCUGCAGGGAGAGCUGCAGACGGAGAAGACUCAGCUGCGCAGACACACACAGAAGCUGCAGGCUCUACAGCAGGAGGUCAGACGGAAGGAGAAUCACAGAAAAAACGACAGACAAAAGGAGCGAGAGAAUCUGGAGGAGGAAAGACGGAGGGUUGAGGAGCUGAAAGGGAGGUUUGAGGAGAAGGAGAAACUGCUCCCGAGUCAGCCGGAGAGCCAGAGAGAACUGCUAACACUGCAGCUGAAGCAGGAGAGAGAGGCGAUGGAAGCGGCGGUCCGGGCGUUUGAGGACUGGGAGUUUAGUGUUCUGGAGAAGGAAAGCGGACUUGAUGAAGAUGACGAAAGCACGGUUGAUGAAGAUAGGGAGGAUGAGAGUGAAAGGGAGAUGGAUAAGGAAAUCCUACGUCAGCAGCAUGUGAUCAACAGUGGACAGGCAUCUGAAAUGAAUCUUUCCAGGCAAAAUAAGGAGUGUGCAGAGCAGAAAGUGAACUUUAAAGCCACAAAUCUGAGCUCCUCCUACAAUAAUCACAGAGAGCGAGUGCAGCAGUUACAGAGACAGCUGAAGGAGAUGGAGAGGGAGAAGGAGAGGGAGAUGAAUGCCUUGAGGAAAGAGAGGAGAGACCUCGUCCACACAAAUCAGACGGUUCUCAAAGAGAAGAAGCCGCCCACUGAUUGGUCGGACACCACUGGUUCAGCCCCCUGCAUGAUGUCCCUUUCCCCUCUGACAGUUCACAAACCUCCUCAGGAACCAAGCAAAGCGUCUGCCAGUUUGCCUAGAAGACGGAGCUCACAUCGCAACAACAACAAAUUCAACGACAGGCCGCUGUCCGUACAGGGGUUGGUGAGGAUGCUUCCAGACAGCCAGUCCCCGGGGGCUUUUACUUCCCCUGUCCACUCCCAUAGGCUCAGCAAUGGGCACAGCAGUGGGCACAGACCUGGGAGCAGCAACGGAGGCGGGUUCCUCACACCGUGCAACAGCACAACCAGCUCCCGCGCUGCCAGCCCGUCUCUGUUGGACCUUGUUGAGAUCGAGAAGAAACUGAGGGAAGCCAGGGCAGAGAGAGAGAGGCUGCUCAGAGAGAGGGAAGAACGGCAACGGUUGUUUGUGGAGGAGAGAGAACAGAAAGAGUUAAACUCUCCCAGAACAGAGCCACAGGAACCUACAGAGCCAAAGAGCAAAAAGUGGCUGGAGACAGAAAUGGAGGAGCAACCGGAGGCCAUUUCUCCUCCAACCUCCCCAGAGAAGGCCCUCCAGCAGCUCAGCCUGCCCCUCUUCCUCUCUCCAAACUUUGACCUCCGGGCCCAUGUGGAGUCUCUGGGCCAUGGAGUAAGUGGCUGCAAAGACCUACGCCUGACGCCGCGACGCUGCGCCGGCUUCCUGACCAAACGAGGGGGGAGGGUGAAGACCUGGAAGAAGAGAUGGUUCCUGUUUGACAUGGACCACAGACGACUAGCCUACUAUACAGACUGUGAUGAGAGGAAACUAAAGGGAGUCAUCUACUUCCAGGCCAUAGAAGAAGUUUACCUUGACCAUCUACGAACAGCCAAUUCUUCUCCGCGGCCCAGCCUGACGUUCUGCUUGAAGACGUAUGACCGUCUUUUCUUUCUGGUGGCUUCCAAUCCGGUAUCCAUGCGGAUUUGGAUGGAUGUCAUCGUCACAGCAACAGACGAGCACAGCCGUUAUUGACCUCCUCCAUACUUGACUGUGAAACCCUCAAGUGAUUAUUGAGCGGACAAUGCACUGAGUGUGUCAGUAGCUGAUUCUGUACCUGGACUCAUGAAUCUGUGGAUAAAGCGUGAGACGUGGAGGUGCACUGGCUCCAGAUGUUGAACAGAUGUGCACGAACGCAGUGGGGGAAACUGUUACUUGAUGCCUGAGUGGCGGCUGAGGUUCAACACUAAAGCAGUUGCAAGCCAUAAGCAGUUUAACACAUCAGCCUGCAGCUGGGAGUCUGUUACUGCCAGGUUUCUCUUUGAGCCUGAGCUCCCCUUGCUGGUCAUAGUGCAGCAUUACAGCACUGGUGUACACAAAAAGCAUAUAUUUUAUUAGACUGUGUGCUGCGUCACUAUUUCUAUUUGUUUAGUGUUGGAUUCUUUUAUAUUGUCAGGUGUUUCCUUAACUAUAUCCAUAUUCUGUAUAUUUGUUUUCAUAAAUUACAUUUUUAUGAAUUAAGUUAUUUGGAAAUGUAUAUGGGUUUGAGAGGCAAAUAAAUGAAGGCAAACACUGUUAUGAAUGCACUAUUAAACGUUUAUUCGUAAAA
Eleginops maclovinus (Patagonian blennie) is the source of this 3153-nucleotide messenger RNA. It is a transcript of the gene phldb3, whose product is annotated as pleckstrin homology-like domain, family B, member 3. The record is from RefSeq and is a predicted model, not a curated record. Lineage: Eukaryota; Metazoa; Chordata; Actinopteri; Perciformes; Eleginopidae. The coding region runs from base 603 to 2579 and encodes 658 amino acids. The transcript has 17 exons.